UCACGCGCCACUUCCUGGUCGGGUAAAGAUGACGUUGCCGCGCCAGGUGUAGUUUUCCCCAUAUUUUCUUUUUAUUUACACCUUAAAUGUAAAUCAGAAUACAAUGAUGACACUUCGCCUCAGCUUGAAUAGUGUAACACGUUUUUUUAAAAGAUAAAAAUAACAAUUUUUUGUGAAUUGGUUGCACUUUGGCUUCCGCGAGAAACAAAAAAUAGAAUAUAACAGGAAGUAAAGCGCAUUUUUACGUCAUGAUCUGAAGCCGAGCUGCGUUUCAGGAUGGAGGAUGAAAGCGUGGAAGAUCGCAGCGUGGAGGUCCUUCAGAUCCCUGCUAGUUUGGAGGAUGACCUGCUGUGGCUCUACUUUGAAAACAAGAGGAGGUCUGGAGGAGGGAACCUCAUUUCUCUGGAAAGGACAGGAGACAAAGCUGUACUGGUGUUCGAAAAUGCAGACGCUGCGGUGAAGGUCGUUGAAAAAGGCUCCCACACGCUCAGCAAUGCCACACUGAUUGUACGUAAAAAACCCUGGAAGGAUGUUGGGAAGCUUCUGCUGCGUGGGCUGUCUCUCACCACCAGCCGUGACAUGCUGGAGCUUUACGUGGAGAAUCUGACGGGGAUCGAGUCGGAUCACUACACCCUGUAUCCGUCUCCGGGGAAAGACCUGGUCCUCGUUCACCUCCACCAGCCUGCAGCUGAGGAUUUUAAUAAGAUGCAGAGCAAAGUUUCGAAGCGAUCGCUAGACGGAGCGAGAGUCACGUUGGAGCAGGUGGAGUGCACAGACUCCAUCGUGGUGGAGAACCUACACCCUGACCUGACCGAGGAUCUGCUCACGCUCUACUUUGAGAGCAGCCGCAGUGGAGGAGGAGAAGUGACGGCUGUGAGCAGGAUCUCAUCACAACUCGCUAAAGUCUCCUUCAAAGAUGUGCAGACUGUGGACAGCGUGCUUCAGAAGCCUCACAGACUGGAGGAGAUGGACCUGAUCGUGAAACCUUAUUAUACUUUUCUGCACUCGGAGGAAGGAGCGUCUCAGGAGACGUUGCCGAACGGAACACCUCAGAGCGAGGAUGAUCCGAUGGGUCCUGUAUCUCCUUCGAACGUCCUUCAUGCUGAUCGCACCAGCACUGGAUCAUCACUGACACCCAGUCAGCAAGCUGUCACCAUGAACCCUGACCUCCAGAUCACUUCAGAACCCCUAAACACUUCCAUAACCCCCAGCCAGGUUCUUCAAGCUCCACUCAAGCAACAGCCUUGUGUCUGUCACGUCUCCAUCCCCGACCCCAGCAAACGUGAGCUUGUGUCUCUCUGUGACGUUCCCGAGCAGCUGAAACAGUCCCACCCUGAUUACGAGAUCGCAGUCAUGCAGAACGGCGUGAAGGUGGAAGGCCCGAGCCAAGACGAAGCCGAGAAGCUGAAGAGCAAGGUGCUGGAGUUUCUGAGCGGCGUGUCGCAGGUCCACGUCCCCAUCAGCGAACUGAAAGCAGAGUUCCUCCAGAGAAAGGACGUGAGGGACAAGCUGAUGGACAUGCUAAAGCUCCAGGGCCUGCCCUGUACCUACACGGUGACGGGGGGCGUGCUGAUUUUAAGCUCCGCCUCUAUGCAGAUGGUGAACCGUGCGUGUGAUGUGGUGAAGAUGGAGGUCAGCGAGUCCGUCCUGCCCAUAGAGCCUGAGAACAAGUACAUGAUCUACUCCGAGGAGUGGAGUGCCUUCCUCCAGACUCUGCACACGUGCGUCGCCCGAGCGUCCCCCGAGGACGACUCCGUCUCCAUGGUGACGCUGAAGGACCUGGAGCAGGAGGUGAAACAGAACAUUGUCCGGUUCCUCAGCACGCCCAUUCCGAAGGAGAUCGUACUCAGCAUGCAGCCUGCCAUGCUCACCUACAUCCAGCUGCACCAUCAACAGCUGCUCAUGGACAUGGCUGAGGUCGUCAUCUUACCCCUGGACACCGAAGACGGAUUAAGUAUCCAGGGAAACCCCACAGCGUGUCAGACAGCAGCCGAGGUUCUCUCCAGCGUGGUUUCCUCCACCUACACCAAGAUCAUCACGGUGAACCAGCCGGGCAUCGCUCGCUUCCUGCUGCACGACCCUGAGGGGAUCGGCAUCCUGGGGGAGAUGACCGCCAAGUUCCAGGUCUACAUCAACCUGGAGAUGGUGCACUGGAAGCCGCUGGAGGACCAGGACAUCUUUGCUGUGGCGUGGAAAAUGAUGUCGAGUCAGAGCUUCGUGAGAAGCUCAUCAUCUGAGGGUUUGAGGGAUCUGAAGGCGAGCGCUUCCUCGGAGAACGAUAAAGACUUCUCAGCUCGUUUAGAGGAAGCCAAGAUGAUCUUGUUGAUGGAGAGCGAUGGCUCACGCACAGCGGCGGAGGAGAAGAAAGUGGAGGAGAAAGAGACAGAAGAGGAGGAUAUGGAUCUGUACACAGACACCUUGUCCUCAGGAGAACAGUUGGAAAUCCUGGAGUCGAAUAAAGCUAAAGAUCAGCAGGAGGAUCUCAUGAGUCUGGACGAAGACGCUUAUCUCUCUCUGGCCAUUCAGAUGUCCAUGGAGUCGAGUCAGAACCAGGAUCGCCGGGCGGAGGAGGAGUUUCAGCAGGUCCUCCAGCUCUCCAGAGACGAAGCAGCUUCAGCGGACGAGAGCCUGAUGCUGGUAAAGGCGGUGGACGAGUCUCUGCAGGAGGCCAUCAGCUCGGCCAACAGGGCGCAGAUCGAGGUUUUUGCGUGUUACACGCACGACCUGGUGCGCGUGGACAUCGCCCUGGGGAAGAAGGUGGGCCUGAGGCAGUGCGAGGAGAAACUGCAGCACAAGAGCUUUAGGAAGCUUUCGGCCUUCCACCGCCGCUGCCUGGACCUCAUCAGGAGGAAGCACGCCGUCGACAUCCAGAUCCAGGGAACCACGGCCAUCGUCUCAGGGUUUAGAGACUACGUGGCCGGAGCCAUGCCCGACCUGAACGCGCUGCAGGAGAGCGCAAGCGGCGUGACCUCGGACGCAGAGAUCCUGAAGACAGUGCAGUGGGCGUGGCACGAGGGGGAGCAGGCGGCGGGGGAACCGUACCCCCCCGAGGCCACCGUGUUCAUCGAAAAUGCCUGGAGGAUGAAGCAGGACAAACUCGACAUCCUGUUCAACAACCAGCCCUACACCAUCGACUUCAUAAAGAUGCAGGAGUUCAGCGUGUCGUCCGGACGAGCCGUGCCCAUUUCACGCAAACUCGUUAGCUCGCUCGACCUCUACACCGAAUUCCAAGACGAUUACAGUCUACUGGCAGACGUCCCGGACGCCGUGAGACUCGAGGAACACUCCGAGGAGUAUAAGGAAGUCUCCACGGAAUUCUUCAACAGCCUUUCUGAUAAGAACCAAGUCCAUAUCGUCCAGGUGGAGAAGCUGAUGAAUCGCCUGCUGUACAGUCAGUACCGGUUGAAGAAGGCCGACAUGGAGCAGAAGGUCCGAGGUGAAGUGGAGAGAACGCUGUACCACGGAACCAGCGAGAGCAGCGUCAAGGAGAUCUGCAUCCACGGGUUCAAUAGGAGCUUCUGCGGCAAAAACGCGACGGCGUUCGGUCAGGGCGUAUACUUCGCCGUGAAGUCCUCGUACUCGUUUUCCGACACUUACUCUCCCCCGAACGCAGACGGACACAAGUUCAUCUUCGUAGCCCGAGUCCUGACGGGAGACUUCACCCAGGGGAAGCACGACAUGCGCGCGGCGCCGCUCAGACAGAGCACAGACGUCCCGGUGCGCUACCACAGCGCCGUGGACAGUGUGAAGGAACCCAGUCUGUUCGUCAUCUUCAACGACACACAGGCAUACCCACAGUACCUCAUCACCUGCAUGAAGGUCUCCGGGUGACGCCCACACACACACACACACACACACCUCACUCCCUGCAUUUACUUUUCUGUUCUCUUACAUCAUCAAAUUAUUCAUCAGACUUUUAAUCUCACACACACACUCACACACACUUCACUAGCAGCUUACGCAUGAAGACUGUGUUUCAUCUGUCCAAAAUAUUAAUAAAUGGCUUAAGACA
Silurus meridionalis is the source of this 4012-nucleotide messenger RNA. RefSeq names its product poly(ADP-ribose) polymerase family member 10 (gene parp10). Gene Ontology annotation, biological process: negative regulation of gene expression. NCBI's taxonomy places the organism in Eukaryota, Metazoa, Chordata, Actinopteri, Siluriformes, Siluridae. Gene Ontology annotation, molecular function: NAD+ poly-ADP-ribosyltransferase activity; transcription corepressor activity. Gene Ontology annotation, cellular component: cytoplasm; nucleus. The record is from RefSeq and is a predicted model, not a curated record.